AUGCCAUUUGUCGAAAUUCCAGUUAAAGAGGGUUUGGUAUGUGAUGCUUAUGUAUCACAACCAGAAGGUGAUCAUGCCGAAGGAUCAUUAAAACCAGUUGUCUUUUUAAUGGAUGCAUUUGGUUUAAGAGAUUGGAUUUAUAAAAUGGUUGAUCGUAUUGCCAAAGAAGGUGGUUAUUAUGUAGUUGCACCAAAUUUAUAUUUUAGACAAGGUAAAGAUUUAAUUGAAAAUGUCGAAAAUAUUGGAAAUAAAGAAAGAAUUGGUGAAGUUCUUUGUCAAAUGAGAGGAGUUAUGGGUAAAUUAGAUAAGGAACAAUUGGUUUCUGAUUUUUCGGAUAUCUUUGCAUUUUUAGAUCAACAAAAGCAAGUUAGAAAAACAUCAGAAGGUGUUGCUUUAACUGGUUAUUGUUUCGGUGGUGGUUUAGCUGUUAGAGUUGGUGCCGCUUAUCCAGAUAUCGUCAAAAUUGUUGCCUCCUUCCAUGCUGGUCGUAUUGCUGUUCAAGAUGAACCAACAUCUGCUCAUCACUUAUUAAAUAAAGUCAAAGCUGAAUUAUACUUUGGUCAUGCCGAUAACGAUCAAUCAAUGCCACCAGAACAAAUUAAACUUUUAGAAGAAACCUUAACCAAAAAUAAUAAUAAAUUCACAAGCGAACUUUACCAAGGUUGUGUUCAUGGUUGGACUAUGAAAGACUCUAUUAUGUGGAACGAAGAAGGAUCAGAAAAACACUAUAGAGUAUUAUUCGAUUUACUUAAAAAAUAUUAA
This is a messenger RNA of Dictyostelium purpureum, 762 nucleotides long. RefSeq lists its product as uncharacterized. The transcript has a single exon. The record is from RefSeq and is a predicted model, not a curated record. Lineage: Eukaryota; Evosea; Eumycetozoa; Dictyosteliales; Dictyosteliaceae. Gene Ontology annotation, molecular function: hydrolase activity. Bases 1 to 762 code for a protein of 253 amino acids.